CACAGCGGGGCGGAGUGGGGACACUGGCCUGGAGACCCGGAGGAAGGACACCCGCGCUGCUGUGGCGUGUGCGUCCUAGUUUAAGGUAUGAGUUGGGCUGGGGAGCGGCGGAGCCAGCCAGUCAGAUUCAGGAAGUCGAGUUCCUGACCUCAUGAGCAGAGCUGGGUGCUGUGAAACCUCAACCAGGGACGCGGGGGCGCUUUCCUCCGCAACACACGGGUGGCACCCACUGAUCCGCAGAACCUCCUCCCUCCCGGGACCUGGCAGUGGGAGGGAGGGGCUAGAGGAGGGACCCAGACCUCAACCCUGUGCCCAAGUCACUUCAGACAGCACCGGAACAGAUCCAGCGGUCCUGCCAGCAGGAAGCCUUCCAGCGGACCCAAAGAUUAUCCCCAGGAUGGAGAUAAAGAAACCGAGGCCCAGAGCAACUGAGUGAUUGUCUCAUGACACAUCCUUAGGCCUCAUACCCAGACAGAUAGAAGAAGCUUGUGGAGAAACAGCGAUGAAUGAAUGACUCUUUGCAGCUCCAUACCACAGAGGAUUGUGGGGAUCAAUAAUACUUUGUUUCUAGGAAACUGAAGGUGCUCCCAGUGGCUUCCCCAAAUGUGAAGCCAAAAGAAAAAUAAAUUCCAAGUGGCUAACACCGUGUUCUGUGAGGCCCAGGGCUUGUUAGAUAAUUGGGAUCCUCUGGCCCCACACUAGCCCAGCACCAUGGAAAGAAACAGUACCUUCUUCGACUCCAUCUGGGAAACCAUCCUGACCAGACACGAAAGAGGGGUCUUCAACACCGUCUGCCUGGCUGUGCUCCUGGGGCUGCCCCUGGUGGUGCUUCUCACCCUCUUCUUCAUCUGUUGCCAUUGCUGCUGUAGCCGGCCACCCAAGAGCAACCAACAGGCAGAACAGAACAAGAAGAAAAAGAAAAAGAAGAAGAAGAAGAAGAAAGAUGAAGACCUCUGGAUCUCUGCUCAGCCCAAGCUCCUGCAGAUGGAGAAGAGGCCAUCACUGCCUGUCUAGUGAGCAAGGAAGCCAACCACAGAGACUUAGAGGAGUCUUUAAAGUGAUGCAUUUACACCCACAGAUUACUCAACCAAGGGACAGAUUUCAGACUGAGCAUCCCAAUGGACCAGAGUGUAUAGACAAUUCUUACAAUGUCUUGGCAGCUAUGUGUCUGAUAACAGUGCUCUCUGGUGUAGCAUGUGCUGUGGUUUCUGGUAUACUCUCUCACAAAAGCACAGAAAACAUGUAUACAUGCAUCUUAGAUAGCAUUCAACUCUGUAUGCAUCAUAUGUAUGCACAUUUGGACAACAGGUACAUGGGACAGGAUAUUCUAUUUAUCACGUGGCCAUGUAAUAAGUAUUUUUGCUCAAAUAUACCUACCUGAAAUGCCUAUGGGAAGGCAUUCCGGUUUGGGCACAUGUGCACAAUUAAGUAGCCAUGAUGCAAGUUGGCAUUAUGCACUGUCUGUAUGCCACACAGGGUGGAGACGGAUGCUUCCUGUUUCUAUUCCUACAUAGCAUUUACUGGAAAUGCAUUUGGACAUUCUAGGAACCUGGUACAGUCCCCACUUCGCUAUACAUUGAUAUGGAUAGCAGGUGGCUUCUAUAUGUGCCUGACCUUUUUCCUGUACCUAAAAGUUUAAAGUAUGGCUCCAAAUCCACUCAAAGCUCUUUGCUUGCAAUUCACGACAAGGUCCUCAUUACCUCUGACAGCUGUUUAAUGGGGUCCCAGACCUCUCGGGGACAUUACCCCAUAACUACUCAGCAAGGUGCCCUUUUCUAAGCAGUGAUAAACAGCUCUUGGCAGUGACUACAAGAAAGCUAUGGAAAUCCGCAUAUUCACUUCAUUGGACUGCAGGUGUGUAUCCAUGAGAUGUAUAUGGAGAUAGAAAGGGUAAAGCAAUGGCCCACAGGAGCUAGCUAUAAUCCGUGUGACCAGGGCUUUCAGAAUGAAAACAAGUGAGAUCAUCCCAAGUCCAGUCUCAUAACCAGUGCACAUGCGCGCACGCGCGCACGCACGCACACACACACACACACACACACACACCACAACACAUACCAGAAGCAAUCCCUUGUGCUUGCAGCAGUGCAGGAUGUGUCUCGGGUGGGAGGUAGAAGCCAUAGUUUAAAUGAAAGAUAAAACUGUAAAGAUAUUUGUUGCCAUUUAUGUUGAAGCUCAGGCACAUAGCUUGUACACAGUAGGUACUCAGAACUGUGGAUGGAUAUACAGUGAUGUUAAGGAUAAACUUGUAAUACCUCACAGGUCCCCCAAGUGACCUACUCAUUUAAGAGACCCCAUUAACUGCUCCAGAAGCUGAGACAAAGCAUUGAGACCUGGGUGGUAUUGAUAUAUGUGCUCUGUGGUACCUGAGGCCAUGCCAUAUUCUGAGUGGAGGAGAGCCCUCCCCCACCCCCCCAGCCUCCACAGGCUCGAAAAACAAAAAACAAAAAAAAAUCAAAUUGCUUGGCAUUUUGAUUGUAUUGUGGCCGCGUUACAAAGGCAGAGAAUUCCCAGCUUGGAGGUGAUUACACUCUAACAGCUCAUUUGCACAUCUACUGGGGAGCGCUAUAAAUAUUGUCCCUACAGAGACCAUUAUAGACAGUGGAAAAAAUCACUGUCUAAUUAAUGACAUAGCCAAAUUAUGACAUUAUAACAGCAAGAAAAAAAUUCCUGGACUCGAUGAGACUGUGUGAAUGGAAGGUUGUACUCCAUUUGUUCAGCUGGGCUGCCUGGUACUCGUGGUUCUACUCCGACUGUGCUCCAGGCCCUUGGAGGGUAGCUGCCUAGUGGUAGUUCUUACAGCUGGGUCAGUCACAUUCACUCACUCAUCCUGCAUAACCUCAAUGUCACUAGGCACUCAGGCCUUCCACCCACAGGCCUCUCUGACCAAAGCAACACUUUCUGAUUCUCUACCACCUUGCCACAUAGGGAGUUGUGGAUUACCUGGCUGUCCCCCACAUGUCACAUAAUAGUCAGUCUUCUCCCCUUCUGUGCUACUUGGUACCCACCAGAUGUCCUUCCCACUUCUCUCAGUCACCCUAAGACAGAAGACUUGGGGGAAGAGGUGGAGACACAGCAGAGGUGGGAUGUCAGAUACAGGAUCAGGGACCAUACGAAUAACACUGUUUCCGUGACAACUGGCUGCCAGUUUGAAUUAAGACAGAAGUCGGUUUUUACUGAUUGCCAUAGUGAAGCUUCCGUCUCCGGGCCCAGUGUACCUACUGCUUCCUGAUCAAAUAGACUUGAGCUAGUUCCUGUCACGAAACAUCCAGAAGGGCAAUUCCCAGUUGUUUCUGUAUCCUGGAAUCCAGGAGUCCCAACCCUGAUUGGAUCACACUUCCUGUCACAGACUGUCUGACAGCCGGGUCCACGAUGUGAUAGGCCCUCCCACAGAUGCCAGAGAACAGAGACCCAAAGUGGUGCUUGGUACUGCCUUCCUGCCUCACACCCUGCCAGUCCUUCUCGUGUUGCUUCUUCUCCUUGCAUCAUACCAGGUCCUUCCUUUAUGACGACACAUUUUCCCCUUGCUUCAUCCCAGAGUUACCAUGGAUAUAGUCGUGGGGUAGGGGGCUUGGGACCUGUGCCUACCUGAUCCACCUAGGUAAGUUAAUGGAACAAAAGAGGCUCCAGGGAACUGGAGGAAUGGCUCAGCAGUUAAGAGCACUUGUUGCUUUUGUAGAAGACGCAGGUACCAGGCACGCAUGUGGUACGCAUGUAUACAUAGGCAAACCUCUCAUACACAUCAAAUAAAUCUCUUUUAAAAGUAGGAUCCACAAAGAAUAGACCUUCUAAACUGGCAUGGACUUGGGCGUAGGGUUGUUCCCACCCACGGUGGACUUCUAAUCUGCCUUGGUCAUACUCAGAAACCAUCAGAGGGGUCUUUAUCCAUUGUUCUGUGGACUUUUUUGAUUUCUUGGGAGGAGGAAAAAGAACAGGAAAAUGUAAAGAAAAAGCAGUCACUUUUUUGAGAAGAAUAUAUAAAUGAUCCAAGCUGUACAGUAUUUGUCAGUGUUUUGUUUCCUGUAAAAUUCAAAUACAUAUAAAAGUUUAUUUAAAUAAAUAUUUUGAAAAUGAAA
Messenger RNA from Rattus norvegicus (Norway rat), 4073 nucleotides. Its product is annotated as KIAA0040 ortholog. The record is from RefSeq and is a predicted model, not a curated record. NCBI's taxonomy places the organism in Eukaryota, Metazoa, Chordata, Mammalia, Rodentia, Muridae.